Messenger RNA from Thunnus maccoyii (southern bluefin tuna), 1934 nucleotides. RefSeq names its product periodic tryptophan protein 2 homolog. Gene Ontology annotation, molecular function: protein binding. Gene Ontology annotation, cellular component: Pwp2p-containing subcomplex of 90S preribosome; small-subunit processome. The record is from RefSeq and is a predicted model, not a curated record. NCBI's taxonomy places the organism in Eukaryota, Metazoa, Chordata, Actinopteri, Scombriformes, Scombridae. The transcript has 8 exons. Gene Ontology annotation, biological process: ribosomal small subunit assembly; maturation of SSU-rRNA from tricistronic rRNA transcript (SSU-rRNA, 5.8S rRNA, LSU-rRNA). The coding region runs from base 1034 to 1864 and encodes 276 amino acids.
AAAAAGUUGUAUGAGAGAGAGUAGCUGCACCAAAAUGAGCUCCUGAAUACAUCUCAAACUUGAACCUAAAAAGUGGAACAUUUUGCAAAAUAACCGUCAAAUAAUCUUUAGAAAGGACUCUAAAGAAGAGGUAACAGCAUUUAUCAGCAAGAACAGAAUAGAUAUUAUCAUCUUUGGAUAUAACAACUAGCUAGCUGGCAAAUAAUAAAAAGUCAGACUCAGACCACGUCAUGUCUUCUGCAGAUCAGAGACGAGCCCCCACCACUGCCAAGAGGUUCUCGUCAUGUGUGUUUGUAUUGUCGUUGAUUCCACCCCCUUAGUGCCCCCUUAAUCGGGCCCCUGCCACUCUAUUUGGCCGCCGGGAGUUUUAAAAGCCAGCAGCCUGUGUGUCCGUGAAUGCGUCAUGUUGUCGCACACUGUCAAGUUAACGAUCAAGGUGAUGUUUGUGUGUGUUUUUUUUAAUCUAGGUAGGAGGUAAAGUACAAAUCGGCUGCAUUAAAACGCAAAGAGCGAGAGAGUAAGAAAAGCGGAUCAUCAAGCUAACGUUAUUGCUAGCACUACUAGCCUGACAGCGGCUAACGGCCAGACUAUCCAACCUCACUUUGCUGUGUGUUGAGCGGGACAUAAACAUCGACAAAGACAAAGUGGCACCAUGAAGGAGAGGAGGAUGAAGAUUUAAAAGGGAUCGUGAUAUGUACAAAGUCGGUUAACCUGUUGGGAUUAUUUUGUUCUAUGGAGGAUGGUGGAAGACACAAAUGGACUAAUUUACACUAAACUACAGCAGGCUGAGCAGGGACAACACUUGAUCAGGCCCUUCGUCUAUGGAACAAACAGACAGACACAUUAGUGGAGAUAUUUGGAGGCGUUGAAGGUCAUCGAGAUGAAGUCCUGAAUGCUGAUUUUGAUCUCUUGGGUGAAUAAAUGAUGUCAUGUGUGAUGGACCACUCCCUAAAACUUUGGCGGAUUAAUUCAGAGAGAAUGCAGAAAGCCGUUGGUGGAUCUUACGAGUACAACCCCUCCAAGACCAACAGGGAUGGGUCAGCUGCUGGUGUGGGAGUGGCAGAGCGAGUUGUUCGUCUUCAAGCAGCAGGGACACUUUAACAACGUGGCCUCGCUGGCUUACUCACCUGAUGGACAGCACAUCGUAACAGGAGGCGACGAUGGCAAAGUCAAAGUGUGGAACACCAACAGCGGCCUUUGCUUCGUCACCUUCACAGAGCACACCAGCAGCGUCACCAACGUCACCUUCACCUCCAGUGGCUUCGUCAUCGUCAGCGCUUCUCUGGACGGGACAGUCCGAGCGUUCGACCUGCACAGGUACCGAAACUUCUGGACGUUCACGUCGCUUCGUCCUGCGCAGUUCUCCUCCCUCGUAGUAGAUGUCAGUGGAGAGCUGGUGAGUGCAGGAGCCCAGGAUUCCUCCUCCUCUGGUCCAUGCAGACAGGCAGACUGCUGGAGGUCCUUGGGGGCCAUGAGGGUCCAGUCAGCUGCCUGUGCUUCAGUCCAGUCCAGUCCAGUCCACCUUGGCCAGAGCCUUGUGGGAUCGCACCAUCUGGCUGUGGGACAUGAUGGACAGCUGGCAGUCAAGGAAACACUUCCCCUAACCUCCGAUGGCCUGUCAGUGACUUACCGCUCUGACGGUCAAGAGUUGGCCGUGGCCACUCUGAACGGUGAGAUCUCUUUCUGGAACCCUCACACAGCCACACAAAACGGCUCAGUGGCUGGGCGCCACGACCGGCAGAUGAAACGGCAGUUUCUAACGGCAGUGUGCAGUAAAUGGUUGCCCUUUGUCUGCAUGUUUUUAAACUACUUUCCUGACCUGAUGUGCUUGAUGAUGUUAUUAAUGGUUCCUGAUGAAACUUGAAAGCUCAGCAUUCUUGUUGCCCUUUAACUUCCCUAUUGAUGUUCCCUUGAGUAUGACACUGAACCCCCCC